Sipha flava (yellow sugarcane aphid) is the source of this 4292-nucleotide messenger RNA. It is a transcript of the gene ush, whose product is annotated as zinc finger protein ush. Bases 796 to 4047 code for a protein of 1083 amino acids. The transcript is spliced from 8 exons. Lineage: Eukaryota; Metazoa; Arthropoda; Insecta; Hemiptera; Aphididae. Gene Ontology annotation, molecular function: RNA polymerase II-specific DNA-binding transcription factor binding. Gene Ontology annotation, biological process: positive regulation of transcription by RNA polymerase II; cell differentiation; heart development. Gene Ontology annotation, cellular component: nucleus. The record is from RefSeq and is a predicted model, not a curated record.
CUGUGUGCCGCCGUCGCCAGUCGCAUUGCCGCGUCCGACUCGUAAGGUCUGUUGUUCCGUUACCGUUCGUCGAUUGAGCGCGUGCGCGUUCGUUUUUUUUUUCUGCUCUUCGUAUAAAUCACAACGCGAACGCGAUACAUAUUCAUACGGAACGCGUGACGUAAAACUUCGACGACGGUUUUAUUCGUUUACUUUUUUUUAUUCACACGUUCGUUUUCCCGAGUCGACAACCGCGUCGUUAAAUUUGGUUUUCGUAAUUCCGCGAACUCCUUCCUCCGGUUCUCCUCCUCUCAUUAAUCGUUUCGCGAGACCAAAAGGUCCGUCGACUACUACUACCACUACCACUACUGCUACCACCUAACUCGUUAAUAAUAGUAGUAAUCAUUCUUAUCGUGUCUCAUUCGAUUCGCCGCCGCCGCCGCACGACAUCUCGUCGAUCAACACAACGCUCGUUGCGACUUCCGAGACCUUGCCGCGUGUGCGCGCAAUACUGUUAUCAUUAUUUUUGUUGUUGUUGUUGUAAUCAUCGUUGAGCCUAAUAUUACUCGGUGGUGCGUGUUCAUCGGUCGAGAUCGUGGAAAAAAAAACAAAAUAUGACCACCGCGUAAUCGUUUCGACAAUCGGUCGGGGCCCCGUAUCGUAGUCGCGCCGCGUUAUCUCCAUCUUGGCUCGCGCGCGAGCGUCAAGUAAAUAUUGAAAAACGCGUCGCGUCGUUUAUCGCUGCCGCUGCUACCAUCGCCACCACGGUUGUCGUUGCCGCUGCCGACAACAUUUGAUAACGACCAGCAGUUGCGUAUGAGAUGCUCGUCGCCAACGAUUAGUCGAAGGAAAACCGCAGCCGCCAUGUCCAGAAGGAAACAGAGCAACCCGAAGCCGCUGAAACCCGGUGAGGACAGCGAAUGGACGACCAACGAGGAUGCGGUCGAUGACCACACGCCGACGACGUGUGACGUGAAAACGGAACAGCAGCAGGAGCAACAACAGCAGUCGUCGUCGUCGUCGUCGCCGCCGACGUCGCGGCCAACCACCGCAGAACCGGAAGACCCUCCGGCCGACCCGCCACCGAAACUUAGGCUCAACCCGAAUUUGGCCACCGAUCCCGCCAGAUGGUCGCCGGCCGACGAGCCGUCGCCACAACCGCCGCCGCCGCCGCCGCUGCUGCUCCCGCCACCGUCCACAUCGACAUCGACGGCCACCGCCGCCGUCGCCGCCCCAUCGUCUUCGUCAUCGUCCACGUCUUCGUCUUCGUCCUCGUCGUCGUCGUCGGCCGCCGAGCCCAGUCACAACGUGGUCACCAUCACCACACCCAGAGCGAUUCAAAUAUUCAUCUGUAACCCAUGCGGAAUACGAUUCAGUUCGUUGAGCACGUUGGACGCCCAUCAGACGUACUAUUGUUCGCGCAGACAUAAAAAAGACUCAGAAUCGGACGACGUCAAGUUGCCGCCACUGGUCAUCGACUCGGACGAAAUGGUUUUGGGCAACGACACGGAUAGCCGCCCGUCUUCCGUCGAACCGUCAGCCAAGUCGGUGAGAACGGGAAAACAGUACAAAUGUCCUCAUUGUUCAUACAGCGCCGACAAGAAAGUCAGCUUAAACAGGCAUAUGCGAAUGCAUUCUAUAUCACCGGUGUCCAUGCAAUCGCCACCAUGCUCGUCGGACGCAGCCGAUCCAUCGGUGGUCGACCGCUACUGUCAGAACUGCGAUAUCCGAUUCUCCAACCUGCGCACGUAUCAGGCCCACAAGACACAUUACUGCAACACGCGGCACGUGGUAAAACCGACCCCGUCCAGUUCGCCGAUGCCCAACAACCCAUCGCCCACCAACGUGCCCACUUACUUGGCACUGCCCACCAAUCCUGUCAUCGUAGUUCCUUAUACACUCGUGCAAAAUGCUAGCGUUCUAUCAGCCCUGUCUACCGACAUAGGCCCGCCUCCGCCAACCGAUACCGCGUGCAUCGUUCUAUCGGACGGCACGCUGCAGCCGAUCGCCCAAGCUUUGGUGCCCACCAAAUUCAACAUUAUCGCCAACAACGAGAACAACAUACAGAGAGAUAAUUCGCAGUCGCCGCCCGAGGAAUUCUUUUCGACGCCCAACAAGUCGGAGGUGAUCAAUCAACCGGAGAUCAAGAGACCGGCAGCGCAGCCAUCGUCACCGCUGGACCUGCGGCUGAAACGCGUGUCGGUCAAGUCGUCCUCGCAGCAGGACAUCGGCGGUGGCACGGACGGUGAGGAGGAAAAGGAAAACCGUCGGUGUAGCGACGGCAACAUCACGGACGUGGAAGACAUCGUAUGCCUGCCGUCCAUCCCGUACAUGAUCCCAUCGCCGUCGUCUUCGCCGCCGGCACGGAACAGGACGCCCCAACCACACCACCACCACCAGCACCACCAUCAGCGGCCGCCGGGCAGUGGCGUCCAACCGGCCGGUCUUUGUAACGGGGUAGCACCGCCGCCGCAGAAGUCGCAAACGCCGCCGGACGCCGAGAGGAACGGCAAAUUCAGUAUGUCCAGCCUGCUUCACGUGAAACAGGAACCGCUGCCGCCGCCGCCGACCGUCAUCUCCCGCUACGGUGGUGGCCAUCAGUCGCUGUCGGCCGCGGUGCACCACAACAAGCCGUUCGGGCGCGUUGCGUCGUCCCAACCACCGGCCGGCGGCGUCGUUACAAGCGACGUGCUCGGGCCCCCACCGGCGGCCGCGUUUCCGUACUUCACGUCCGAUAUGACGUUGCGCCUGGCCGCAGCAGCAGCGGCUGCCGCCGCGGCCGCGGCCGCCUCAAACCCGACGGUGCCCGCGGCCGACGGGCUGGCGCCUGCGCACCAGUUCUACCUAAAACAGGGCCCGUCCAAGUGCGAGAGCUGCAACAUCGUGUUCUGCAAGUACGAGAACUUCUUGGCGCACAAGAAACACUACUGCGCGUCCCGUCCGACGCCGCCACCACCACCGCCGCCGCAGCACCAGCAGCAGCUCGGGGACGCGGACGACGCGGCGGACAAAACCAGUCCGGAAGGCUCGCCCGGGCCCAAACCGUUGAACGUCUCCUCGCCACUAUCGUCCAAGGACAGCGUGAGCCCCACACCGGUUCAGCUCAAGCAACCCAUGAUCCAGUUCAUAUGCUCCACGUGCGGCGUCAAGUUCUCGUCCUUCGACAAUCUCACCACGCACCAGACGCACUACUGCCCGAACCGUGCAAUCACGGCCGUCGCGGUCGGUGGCCAGCAAGAUCCGGCCGCGCUCCAGCAUCUCCAGCUCGACAAGUCGCUGUUGUCCAAGUGUCCGAAGUGCAAAAUGAUCGUCGAGGGCAGUCUCCACCAUCACCAUCAGCACCAGUGCCAGGCGACUAACUGCUGGAAGUGUCCGGUGUGCGGAGCCGUCUGUUCGAGCGCGUCGGCCGCCCAAAAGCAUCUGGACAACCACAACGGCAUCAGGGCCUUCGUGUGCACUAUUUGUCAGUACAAGGGAAACACCCUGCGAGGCCUGAGAACGCAUAUUCGCAUGCAUUUCAAUAAACGAUUGAUCCCGGAUCUCAUGGAAGAAGACUAUGUGUCGUGUUUGAUCGACGAGAACUCGGCGGCGUCGUCGACGUCCGUGUCGGCGGCGGUGGCGGACGCGGGAGCCGCGAAAACGCCCACCGUCGCCGCAGAUGUGGACUGCAAACCACCGGUGGCGAUGGCCACGGCAGCCUCGGCCACGGUGGUGGUGUUGGACGAGGACGAGCCGGCCGCCAAGGAGUCGGUGAUCGUUAAGCAGGAGUCGCAGCAGCCGUCGAACGGCACGGUCACUCCCGGUGGAGCAGCGGAACCACACGAGUCUGCGGCCGGUGCGUACCAUCUACAGCAGUCGCAGGACACGGUUGCAGCCGCAGGCGCACAGGACAAUGACCUGCAGCCAACAAUGAUCAAACGCGGUGCGAUGACCACCAAGUACUGCAAGACGUGCGAUAUUUCGUUCAACUACCUGUCCACGUUCAUCGCGCACAAGAAGUACUACUGCCGGAACAGCACCGAGUACAAGUGCAACGCGGAAAACGCCAAGACGGCCACCGUCACCUAGUGGCCGCUGCGCUUACUACGCGCCUAAGUGACCACCCUAUAUUUAAAUAUACAUGUAUAUUUGUGUUUCAUUAAAACUGCACGAUAAUGACGACAAAAAUGGUUCGAUUACGUAAUAAAUAAUAAUAAAAAAAUUAUUAAAAAUGUUUUAGUCGGGAAAAAAGUGACAUUGUUACAAUACAAAUUAUGCGAAUCGACUUAAUUUUAACAUUUUAUUCGUACAUCUAACCUUUUAUUAUUAUUAUC